AUGGAUCAGACAUUUAGACCCUCACCAGAUGCGCCUGUGGUACGGCUCAUGGUCCUUGAGACCGACAUGCCUCACCCAGAUACCUACUCAGAGCGAGGCUCUUUUGGCCAGAUCGUGCAUAGGUUCUUUUCCAAAGCCGGAAGUGCCCAUCAUCCGCCCCUAGGUGUCGAAACAGACCAGGUGUUUGUCGUUUCUGAGCGAGGCGGCCGUGUCCCAACCGUGGACGAGUUCGCUCGCUUUGACGGACUGGUCAUCACGGGAAGUGUGUACGAUGCACACGCCAACAACCAAUGGAUCCUAGACCUACUGGAGCUCCUCAAGACCCUCUGGAUCCAGCGUCCGGACUUCCACUUCCUGGGUGUUUGCUUCGGCCACCAACUCCUCGCCCGCCUCCUCGGCGGCAAUGUCGCACCUGCGCCCAGUCAAGAUUGGGAACUCGGCCACUCUCGAAUCGACCUCACCCCCACCGGUCAGCGUCUGUUCCGUACGCGAGACAGCCACAUCUUCCUGCACCAGAUGCACCAGGACCAAGUGACCGCGCCACCCACUGCUGCGUCUGCGGGACCGGAGAUGCUCUCUGCGGACACUGAAGUCGCGUGCUGGGGGCGCAGCGAGCACACGCCUGUCCAAGGCCUGUACAUCCCGAACCGACUUUUCACAUCGCAGGCCCAUUUGGCCUUUGAUGAGGACAUGGUGAAGCGUCAGAUCCAAAUCCGAGUGGAUGGUGGGGGAAUCAAAGAUCUUGAGCAUGCGGAUCGAGCGGCUGAAACGGCGCACUUGGAGCACGAUGGUGUCGAGGUUGCCAAGGCGAUCUUGCGGUUGUUUGUGUUUGAUGACGAUGACAUGGGUUAUGAAAGGAGAUGA
Molecule: messenger RNA, 864 nt
Organism: Penicillium brevicompactum
Lineage: Eukaryota; Fungi; Ascomycota; Eurotiomycetes; Eurotiales; Aspergillaceae
Exons: 1
Coding region: 1-864 (287 amino acids)
Cellular component (GO): cytosol; nucleus
Source: RefSeq, a predicted model, not a curated record